AUGAAGUUCAGCAUCAUUGCCCUCUCUACUCUGCUGGCCUUCGCUGCAGCGGAGACCACUACCACCGCAGAGACUGUUACUGCAACCCUCACUCCUGAGCAAUCGUGUGCCAAAAACUGCAACAGCUCUGACCGGUGCUGCGUCGCCGAUUGCUACAAGGUCCCCUGCCCCAAUGAGGCCCAGGCCAACGAUACCAACAGCUGUGUUGCCGCCUGCCCUCAGGGUACCGGCACUGCCGCCGAUACUAAGAAAUACACCGACUGCCAGAACGCCUGCUUCAACUCCCACUUCCUCGCUACCGGUACUGCCGCCUCUGAGACAGGCUACACUGUCUCCAGCACCACCACCACGGGCACCUGGGCUACCGCGACCGCCACAACCACCAGUGCCUCUAUGUCUUCCAACAACGACAACCGUAACACCGAAAGCGCUUCCGCUAGCACCUUCAGUGUCUCUAGCACCACCACUGGUGUUGUCCACUCUACCAAUGCCGCGUCUAACGUCAAGCUGGGUGCCUCCAGCGCUAGUCUUCUCGGCUUGGUGGUUGCUGCAUUCGCUCUGUAG
Messenger RNA from Penicillium maclennaniae, 564 nucleotides. RefSeq lists its product as uncharacterized. The transcript has 3 exons. The record is from RefSeq and is a predicted model, not a curated record. Bases 1 to 564 code for a protein of 187 amino acids. Lineage: Eukaryota; Fungi; Ascomycota; Eurotiomycetes; Eurotiales; Aspergillaceae.